Messenger RNA from Cornus florida, 3343 nucleotides. Its product is annotated as kinase-interacting protein 1-like. The coding region runs from base 136 to 3072 and encodes 978 amino acids. The record is from RefSeq and is a predicted model, not a curated record. Gene Ontology annotation, molecular function: actin binding. The transcript has 2 exons. Lineage: Eukaryota; Viridiplantae; Streptophyta; Magnoliopsida; Cornales; Cornaceae.
UCCUUUUUCCUCUUCUUGAAAACCCAUUUAGCUUUUUUCCUCAAAGUUAAUGGGUUCCACCUAUGCGAUCCAUUCUUGGUUAGAGUGAGAAAGUGUUGCAUCUUGCAUGUUCGUUGUAUAGGUCAGAAUAGAUAGAUGUUGCAACGAGCUGCAAGCAAUGCAUACUCAUGGUGGUGGUCAAGCCAUGUCAGGACAAAGCAGUCCAAAUGGCUCGAUCAGACCCUUCAAGAUAUGGAAGAGAAGGUCCAAAAUGUGCUUGGCCUCAUUGAAGGGGAUGGAGACACCUUUGCCCAGAGGGCAGAAAUGUACUAUAAGAAAAGGCCAGAACUUAUAAACUACGUGGAAGAAUCAUACAGAAUUUUCCGAGCGUUGGCUGAAAGGUAUGACCACUUAUCAACUGAGUUACAAAAUGCCAACACCACCAUUGCUUCUGUUUUCCCCGAGAAAGUCCAGUUAUCAAUGGAUGACGAAUACGAAUGUGGCUCUCUUGGAAUUCCAGACAAUAUUUCACAAGUUUCAACCAAUAAUAUCCCAAAAGUUCCAAAGUUUCCAAAUAGAGAUCUACAAAUGUCAACUCCAAAUAAGAAGUCACCAAAAAGAGCAAAAUUCAACUUAGUUGCUAAAUCUGGUUUGAGCGAAUCUGAGGCACUUGAAGAGAUUGACAAGCUUCAGAAAGAAACUUUGGCCUUGCAAACUGAGAUGGAGUUUGUGAAGAGCUCUUAUGAAACUGCACUUGCAAAAUACUGGGAAAUAGAGAAGCAGGUCUCAGAUAAACACGAGAGAGUUUUCAGUUUGCAAGAUGAAUUUGGUGUGGGAAAGGUUAUUGAGGAUGAUGAGGCUCGGAAUUUGAUGGCGGAAGCAGCUCUAAAAUCAUGCCAAGAGACCUUGUCUCAGUUGGAGGAGAAACAAGAUAGAUCGACCAAGGAAGCAAGAGAAGAAAACGAAAAGAUUGAGGAUGCUCGUGAGAAACUGAAGUCCUUCAAGCAGAAGUUUUCUCAUGAUCAAACUGAUGAAGAAAAUCCCUGUGACAAAGAUGAGUCCCCGAAAGUGGUGGAAGAGCAGUCACAACCCAUGAACCAAGAAGCACACGGUGUCACAAAAGAGAGACGUGAAUUGGAGUUGUUACGGGACAAGAUUAAGGAACACUUUGAGGCUGGAUCCAAACGUGCGGCACAAGAGAGAGAGGAAUUGGAAUUAUUACAGAACAAGAUUAAGGAACAUUUUGAGGCAGGCUCCAAAGUAUCCGUCACAGUGACAGAAUUAGCAGAGAAGAUUGAUGAGCUUGUCCAUAAGAUAAUCAGCCUAGAAACUGCAAUUUUAUCUCAGACUGCUCUUAUAAACAGAUUAAGAACAGAUACCAAUGAUCUUCAAGCACAUAUAAGGAGCUUAGAAGAUGAUAAGACCACUCAGAUUGAUGGCUCGGACAAUUUGAGCAACAGGCUAAGGGAUAUUGAGGCAAAGUUGGACAAACUUCAGGAUCUAAACCAGAAUAUUGAGAACCGAAACAACAACCUCCAAUCCCAUUUUACUGAAGCUCGUUGUAGUCUUGAGCAAUUGACCAACAAACUGCACAGUGCGAAGCCUGAUGAAGAUCUUGAGAUUACAGAGUCAUCACAAGGAGAGAGGUCUGAGAUUACAGAUUUAUUACAAGAAGAAGGGUGGUCUCUUAGUGAAAUCAAAUCACAACAAGAUUCAGAAAAACAAAGUAUGCCAAGUCCUAGUGAUGGUUUUGUGAAUACCAGAGAUUCAAGAACAGCAGGCGCGCAGAAUAAUUAUGAACAGAUUCAAGGAGAAGAGGAAGAAAAAGUUUUGCGGUCCUGGGCAAAUGAUGCUGCGAGAUGGAAGAUCCCAGAAUCACCAGACCAAGUUGGUAAAUAUGAUUUGUCGCCGACGCCAUAUACUCUUCCUGACACAAAUUUACAGGAAAUAGCAACAGCAAACGAAAAUGGAAUGAACUGGCUACAUAUGCUUUUGGAUGGAUUGGAGGAUAAAGAGAAAAUUCUGUUGAGAGAAUAUACUAUAAUUCUCAAGAAUUAUAAGGUUGUUAAGAAGAAGCUCAGUGAAGCAGAGAAGAAAAAUAGGGAUAGCCGCUUUGAAAUGACAGUGCAGCUUAGAGAACUGAGGAGUGCUGUUGCGAAGAGGGACAAAGAGAAUCAAUCUUUACGUCAGAAACUGAAACAUUUGCUUGCCAGUUCUGAUGGAAGUAAGGAUUUGGAAUAUAAUGACUUGCCAUACUCUGACAUGUUAAAUGAUCAAAGCACUAAACCUGAAGCAACAACUGGGGCUCAUGAUAUUUCAGAGAGUCUACUGAUAGAGAAGGAAGAAGAAGAUAUUAAGUUGAUUAUGCCUGAUGAAACUCAAAACGUCUCCCCUAUUGAAGAAAAGCUCCAGAUGAACAUCGAUGCAAUCCUAGAUGAGAACCUGGACUUCUGGUUGAGAUUCAGUACUUCUUUUCAACAGAUGCAGAAAUUUAAAACCGGUUUCCAAGAUUUGCUAGAUGAAUUAUCGAAACUAAAGGAAAAAGUAAAGACAAAGCAAGGGGGAAGUAUGACAACAGACCAAAAAUCAGAUUUCCGGGCAAUAUACAGGCACCUCAGAGAGAUGCAUGGUGAAAUGACAGUAUGGUUAGGACAAAGUGCAUUGCUGAAAGAUGAACAGUUACGCAGAUUCACUGCUUUGUGCUACAUUCAAGAAGAUAUAACAAAGGCUUUAAAAGCUUGUGUGGAGCAAGAAGAAAUGAAGUUCACUAGUCAUCAAGCUGCAAAGUUCCAAGGUAAGGUUCUGCAGAUGAAACAAGAGAAUAAUAAGGUUAGAGGUGAACUACAAGGAGGCUUGCAUCAUGUAACUGCACUCCAACAUGAAAUUGAUAAGACCCUAAUGAAGCUGAACGAGGAAUUUGGGGUUUCUGGAUCGAUGCAUCGUAGGCAAUCACAACUCAAGAACUCAACAAGUCGGUCUCGAAUCCCUUUACAGGCAUUGAUAUUUGGUACUAAAGCAAAAAAACCCAAGAAUUCACUCUUCUCCUGUAUGAGUCCUGCAGUUCACAGAAAAGACCAUGAUACGAGAUCAUAAAAAUUGUGUUCUUUCAUUGUAUACAGGUUUUUUUCUUUUCUUUUUUUCUUAUCCUAUAUAUGGGUAAUAUCUGGUAGGUGCCAGAGGCUUUCUUCCCUCUUCUUGUGUCAAAACUUUCAGUGCAUUCUUUUGUUUUCUGUUUUUGUGGGUUUUUUUUCUUUCAAGUUAUUAUUAUUCUGUUUAUGUCUUCCUCUUUCUUUCCUUCUCAGAUGGACUUGAUGAAGGAAAGGAAAAGAGAAUGUAAAUAACAUCAUUUCUCCUAAUUUGAUCA